AUUGAUUUAUUAUUUUUGAAAGGUUUAUCGGUGAAGAAUCGUCUGAGAGCAAGAUAACCCUGACUGAUGACCCAACAUGGAUCAUUGAUCCGGUUGAUGGAACCAUGAAUUUCGUCCAUGGAUAUCCGAACGUCUGCAUUUCAAUUGCUCUAGUUCUCAACAAAGUGACUGAAAUCGGAAUUAUUUACAAUCCAUUCAUCAACUGGAAUUUCACUGCGAAAAGGGGUCGUGGAAGCUUUCUCAACGAUAAGAAAAUCAGCGUCUCCAAAAAAAAAGAAUUAUCUUUGGCCCUGAUUGGAUUCGAAUUGGAACAAGUCGUAAUGAGGAGAAGGGAAAAGUAGUCCUGGAGAAUGUUAAUCGUUUGGCUCCUGUAGUUCAUGGGUAAGUUC
Messenger RNA from Nilaparvata lugens (brown planthopper), 389 nucleotides. Its product is annotated as inositol monophosphatase 1-like. Gene Ontology annotation, biological process: inositol metabolic process; signal transduction. The transcript has 2 exons. Lineage: Eukaryota; Metazoa; Arthropoda; Insecta; Hemiptera; Delphacidae. Bases 105 to 341 code for a protein of 78 amino acids. Gene Ontology annotation, molecular function: inositol monophosphate 1-phosphatase activity. The record is from RefSeq and is a predicted model, not a curated record.